GUGUACUCACUGUUUUGGCUCUGGAACCAAUCGUAUGACGCGCUUUCGUUUGUUAUUGAUAAUGAUGACAUGAAAAUAUUUGUUGUUACUGGAAGGAGAGCGUGUGAAGGAAGGGCCUGACAGACACACUCACCUUAAACGACACAUCAUAAUACAUCAUACCGGUCGAUCUCCAGGAAAUUUCGUUUCACGGGAGUCGCGGAGGAGCGAAUAGCGGCGAUGUCGGUGAACAUGGACGAACUGAGACAUCAAGUGAUGAUUAACCAAUUUGUUUUGACUGCGGGUUGUGCGGCGGAUCAGGCGAAGCAGCUUCUUCAGGCGGCGCACUGGCAGUUUGAGACGGCCCUGAGCUCCUUUUUCCAAGAGGCAAAUAUCCCCAGUCAUCACCACCAGAUGAUGUGUACUCCACGCAACACUCCGGCCACGCCACCCAACUUCCCAGACGCCAUCACCAUGUUCUCGAAGCUGCGGGCGUCUGAAUGCACAGGCGGCAGUGGCGGCGGAUCCUCUGCCCAGGUGUCCAUGACGUGUUCUCCGCCCCCUCACUCUCCCGCUCAGGGAUUUGGUUCUUUCUGGGCAGCGUCGCCCCCCAGCCACCAGCCCGUCUGGCUACCCCCGUCCUCGCCCACGGGCCACCACACACUCCAUCACCACCACCAUCACAUGCACCAGCUGCCCACAUGGCCGCCUGUCUCCCAGCCCAGCAACGGGCAGCAAACACCUGUCAUUUCAGCUCUGCAUGGCCAGAGAUGAGACUCUGAGGUUAGGGGUGAACCAGGGAGGGCCGAAAUUGUAAAUUGGGGCAUUGAUACACAGUUUAAUGGGGCAGAACGUGAUCUUGGGAAUUGAAAGACUGUGAAUAGCCAAGGGGAAAGACAUGGUACUCUUUCUUUCUGUGAACAAUCACUCUCUUGUUUUGGAGAUCCUGAUUUGUUCUUUUUAUCUAUUCUCAAUUUAAUUUCUGUCCAAGCCUGGGAAGAACCACUAUUAAAAAAAAGAUAUAAAGAUGUGGCGCAGCUUCAGAGGUCCAAUCUCUGAAGCCCAAUCUCGUUUUCUGCUUACAGCAGAAGAAAAGACACGGAGCCAGCUUUGCACAGACAGGAAGAUUUUGUGAGAGUUUGUACACGUGUAAGUGUGAGAUUGGACUGGUCUUCUGUUUUUCUGUACUCUGACUGUAUUCUCUAUAGCGCUGUGUCAGCAAAAAAACACUCGCAAUAAACGUCUGUCAAAUGAGAAGACUGAAUCUCAUAUCAUGGUGGUCAUGUUUUCCAUCCCAGUAUGCACCAGAAGGACUUUUCUGUAGAGAUAUUGUCAAUUGAAUUCUUAAUGAGACUAUUAUAUGAUGAUACAUCAAUGGGUGCAUGGUCUCAGACAUAGCUGAGAUAAGUUGAAUUGAUCCUGAAACAAUAACAAAACAAACAAAAAUCAAGUUGAAUUUGCUUUUGGAUCUUUUGGUCAAGAAAUAAGUGGAAAAGUUAUACAAAUUAUUGAAUGUGAAGAGUUUGCAAUAAUUCUGGGGAGAAUCAAAUGAGCCUAGCCAUCACAACACUGUCUAUUUCAUUUUGAUAUUUAGUAUGAAUGCAAAGUUUGGUUGUAUUUUCUUUUUUUUAUAAAUUCCCAACUGUCAAAUCAGGAAAGCAUUUUAUGUCUAAACUUUGUCAACCUAGUGUCAAGAUUGAACACUGCAAAAAGAAAAUCUUUCUUAAUCAGUAUUUUUUCAGAAACAGUAUGUUAGUCUUGUUUUCUAGUAAUUAUACUAACUGAACAUCCUUAAAACAAGAUCUUUAGAAUAACACAUUAUUCAUCUUUAGAUAAGAAUACAUCUUUCAGAGAAAGUUUCUGACCCCAUAUCAUGAAACCACAUACAUUUAGUUAGAUGUAUGCUUGGAAAAAGAAAUAAAGAAACAUUUCUUGUGGUUUAAGAAAAAUAAACUUGGCAAAAACUUUGAGAUAUGUUCUCUGAAAAAAAGUUUGAAUGCCUCAUGCAAUUUUGCGUCUUAUGUAAAUCUUGUUUUAAGUAAGUUGAGGUAUUUUUCUUGAAAAAUAAAGCAAAAAUACUGAUUAAGAUUUUUGCAGUGAUUUAAAUGUUGUUGUUUUUUACCCUAGAAAACCUAGAGUGCAAUCUUGUUUAAAUUGUAAAGCUAAUGAAUGGUCUAAUAUUUGGAGGUCACAAGCUCUAUUGAUCCACACAACCGGCAAAGUAAAGCUCAGCUCCACCUACCUCUGCUCCAGUCGUGGCCUGAUCGUACCUCUCAACGGCUGAAUGAGCUCUCUGUGUGAGCUGCAGCGAUGGAGGGCUCACAUACCUCAUGAUCAUUGUUGAAUGAGGUGUCUGAAACUGAUCAGACUUGGCUCAGACAUCUCAGGUGGAAGAGAACUGAUCUAGUACCAUUUAUUGGCAUUUGUGUCCUACUGAUGUAGUGGGAAGGCCGACCCCAGAUCAGAACAUUGAUUGCCAGUGAGAAUUUGAUGACAUGUUUCUUGUUUUAUUUUUGCAUGAUGUCACCUUUCCUUUCAUAAGUUCAUUGAAGACAAUCAAUGUUGCGGUCAUUCAGAUUAGUUGUGAUUCGGAAUGGACUUUAGUCAGGGUGGACCAAGUUUGAUUUGAAGCAAAUGAAAAUGAGGCUGUGAGGAAUAAAUGUACAGUCUGUUCAAUAUGUUGUACUUUUGUGUACCUUGGUGUCGGUUAUUAAGACCGUAUACCAUUUUAAAAUGUGUCCAAAAAAUUCAGUGGACAAAACUCAAAUUAUAACAAAAAAAAUGUAUGACAUGAAUCCCAUUAGCCCUCAUUCGUGUAACAUGAGUAAAAGUGUCAAAUUUGCACAAAUGCGUUUCAUGAAUAAGCUCUGUUGUUCAUAACAACCAUUGAUACAAACAUUCUUGCAUAAAUUGGCACAUUGAACUUCUACACUUGCAAAAUGAAUUUGUGUACAUUUCUUCGUAAAUCUAUCCUAUCAUUGUGGAUUUUGCGAACGCUUUAAUCAAAUUUGUUCUCUUUUUGUUUCAUGAGUGUGGCCUAUUGUUCAUAACAACCAAUCAUAAAGCCUUUCUUUAAAACAAUUGGCAGAUUGAAUAUAAAGAUGGGCAGAAUAAAUUUUGGUGUAAUUUUUACGUAAAACAUUCUUGCGGUAAUUGUUGCAUUGGAUUGAAUCACUUGUAAACAAUUUCGUUGUUUAAUUAUGUUUCAAUUGAAUGUGUCAAUUUGCGAAAGAAUGGUUUUACGAAGGAUUUACGAAGAUAUUCAUUCUACUAGUUUCAAUUGAAUGUGUCAAUUUGCGAAAGAAUGAUAGCACUUGUUCGAUUCGUUUCAGUUGAAUGCAUCAAUGUACAAAAGAUUGGUUUACGAAGGUUUUAAGCAGAUUUCUUUUUUACUCGUGUUUCAGUUGAAAGUGUCAAUUUAUGUAAGAAUGCUUUUAAGGAGGAUUUACACCUAAAUUUAUUCUGCUCAACCAUUCUUUUGUCAGAUUUUAUUAACUAUUUGCACACAAAAAAAUUCUUCUGCUCAUGUUUCGUGAAUGAGGCCCUUUGAACGGACUGUAUGUCUACUUCAAAGCUUUGUUUUAAUUCGUGCCAAAUGAAAUAAAACGUACUCUGACUAAGAUCCAUUGAAGAACGAUUUUGAGCAUUAGCCAUUUUCAUUUAACCAUGGACAGCAUCUGUUUUAUGCCCUCAAAAUGAAUCGAAAGCAUGUGAAAUGUGAAAAGAAUGCAGUUUUUGGAAAGUGUCAACAGAACGAGAUCGCAGGCCUUAAGUUGCAUCUGGUUUCUGUCGUUUAUCUUGUAGAAAGAAACUUGUUGGACUACAUAAGUGUUGUGGGCAUCUGGGAAGUAGGUCAUUUCCUUCUGGGAUUAAUUUGGUGUUGCGUUCUGCAUCGGUGCAAGAGCUGAGAAUCUGAACUGUCUAUGUAAUCUCACAAACGGCAAUUGCUCAACAUCUCCAACUGCCAGUUCCUUGAGGCAGGAACGGUGUCAAUUUUAUUCAGCUGUUGCUCUGUAAGGAUAGCAGGGCUUGGGCUGAAGUCCCAUGGCAACAGGGCUAAUACUCUCAAAUGUCAUUCUCUCGAGCUCUAGAAGGCAGAAGAUUGACUGUUUGAACAGUUGCAGUGUCAUCCAUCCCAGAUCAACAGUCUCACUCUAGAUGUAAGCCCAUAUGAUGUCACGGACACCAUUGGUGGAAGAUUAGACUCUUGGGCUUCUUGUUUGUUGUUUGUUGGCUUUGAUGAACAACAUACACAGUGAAUCAUUAAGAGGGAGGAGUGCUGACUGAUUCCUUCAUCAUCAAUAAUAAGACAUUCUUAGCAAACAGACUUUUGUAUUCAUUUCCCUCCUGUAUUUUCUGUUCUUUUCCCUUGUUGAGAUUUGUAUUUAUAUGUCUGACAAAAAAGCUAUGAUCUGAAACCAUUUUGGAGGUCAUUAUGCUUUUAUUAAGGUCAUAAUAAAUGAUUUAAUGGCUAGUGUGGUUUUGUUAUUGUCUUAAAAGUGCAAUCCCUUACCUUAGCAUACACUACCAACAUAAAGUCGAGAUAGAGUCUAGACUUUUGACUGGCAGUGUAACUCAUAAGUGUGGAUUACUUAAGCGGCAACAGCAACCCCCUUCCGAUAAACAAUGGUUUUUUAACUGUCUUGGUAUGUU
Xyrauchen texanus (razorback sucker) is the source of this 4632-nucleotide messenger RNA. Its product is annotated as UBA-like domain-containing protein 2. The coding region runs from base 220 to 753 and encodes 177 amino acids. The record is from RefSeq and is a predicted model, not a curated record. The transcript has 3 exons. Gene Ontology annotation, molecular function: protein binding. NCBI's taxonomy places the organism in Eukaryota, Metazoa, Chordata, Actinopteri, Cypriniformes, Catostomidae.